GCAUUCGAAAACAUUGGAUCAGUGGAAAUCGAAUAUGAUGGAAUUGUGUUUUGUUUUGUUAUUCGGGCUCAUCUGGAGCUGCGGCUCUGAUACACCAGAAACUUACCUUCUAAAGACACAAAGCCUGCCGACAGAUCGCAACUUUAUGCCCAGCCUAUCAAAUGGCCAUUUGGGCUAUACGGUAUUUGGCGAUGCUAUAUUUAUGAAUGGCGUAUACAAUGGAGCUGCUGGAAACAGCAAAAGAGCACGAAUUCCCAAUUGGAUAAAUAUAACUGCCGAAUUAUGUGAUCGACUUAGCUGCCAGAUAAACAAUGAGGCUACUGACAUUAGCUAUGAGAUGGACCUGCGCGGCGGCUUCUUUCGACACAGCAGAAGUUUUGUAUCCAUGGGCCUAACUCUGGAACAACGAACCUAUCCACAUAGGUAUUAUAAUCGGGCCCUGGUCUAUGAACUGUUAGCCUUCAGGCAUCCAACAGUUCCAUUAAACCUCGAGCCGCAGUAUCUGAAGCUGACCCAACAGCCGGGCAACGCCAGCAGCGACUUUGACUUCGAGGUGCUCAGCAAUGGCAGCAAUGCUGCUGGAGAUUAUCGCCUUAUGCGCGGACGCACCAAAGUGUUGGAGCAUAAGCAAUUUCAGCCGCACCCUCAUGAAAUAUAUGUUCUGUUCAGCGAGGCAAUGGAACAGCCUCUUAAACUGGAUUGGCCCACCGGGCAGAGAGAGCUGCAGCAUCGUGUCAUCAUUUCGAUUGAUCGCCAGCAAAGUGUGGCUCUCAAAGAGCUGCAGGAUGCGCUUCAGCUAAGUCCUGGUACUUUAAUGCAAAGCCAUAUUCAAGUCUGGACUGAUUUUUGGGAAAAACAGUUCUCUAUUGAACUAACUGGCAAUGCUUUGGAACUAUCGCGCAUUGUAAAUGCGGGCAUUUUCUAUUUGGCCAGCUCUUUGCCAACGUUAAGCAGCAACCAGGUGAAUGAGCCCUACUUUGGGCUGAGUCCCACGGGCCUGGCGCGCGGCAACUUGGAGGCGGACUAUGAGGGUCAUAACUUUUGGGACACGGAGAUUUGGAUGCUUCCUGUGAUCACACAGUUUGGCUUUGAAUAUGCCAAACAGCUGCUCGGCUAUCGCUAUAAUCAUCUGGAAGGCGCCAGAUACAACGCUCAAAUGAUGGGCAACAAAGGCGCCAGAUUUCCCUGGGAGAGCGCCUACACUGGCACGGAAGUCAUCAAUCCUUGUUGUCCAGAGAUAGCUCAACAGGAAAUACACAUUUCUCCAGAUAUAUCCUUUGCACUGCAAAAGUUUUUCGCCCAGUCCAAUAAUUACACAUGGUUAUGUGAGCAGGCUUGGUUCAUAGCCGCUGAGGUGGCCGAGUUUCUGGACAGUCGGUCGACGUGUACGCAGGCACCAAAAACCUGUCACUUUUUGAAUGUCAUGGGACCGGACGAGGAUCAUGGCAGCGUCGAUGACAAUGUGUACACCAAUGCGGUUGCCAAAAUAGCAUUGGAUUUUGCCAUAUGGACCGGCGGCAGGUGCGGCAACAGCAGCACGUAUCUUAUCGAGAAUUGGCGCAACCUCAGAGACAACCUGGUUAUUCUACGCGAUGAAGAUCUAGACUACCAUCCGCAGCAUUUGGGCUACAAGUUGAAUGAGACAGUCAAGCAGGCGGACACAAUACUACUUGGAUAUCCGCUGCAAUUCGAUACCAGUUCAACGCAUUUGAAUGAUUUGCACUAUUACGCGAAGGUUACACGUACCAAUGGACCGGCUAUGACCUGGUCCAUGUUUGCUGCCAAUUAUCUAUCCACCACGGAGGAUGGGCGCGCCCACGAUUUCUUUGCCCGUGGUUACCAGAGCUAUGUGCACAACGAGUUCAAGGUUUGGAGCGAGGUGCCCAUUGGAUAUAAAGGCUCCGCCAAUUUCCUAACUGGCAUUGGCGGCUUUUUGCAAGCCCUCAUCUUUGGCUAUGGUGGACUCAACUUUGCCCGUGUGGCUGACACAUCACAAAUGCAGCUUACCCUUCCUAACGUCCCUCCCCAAGUGGACCAAGUGCUGGUCAAAUACAUUCGAUUUGCGCAGGGCAAAUGCAGUUGGAAUUUUCAAUACAACAGCUCCAAUAUGAUUUGCACAUCUCCGGUGGAUCAGGUCUUUGAACUAAUCCAGGGCAGGCAACGGCGACUCUUGGGCAACAACUUUAAUGUGACACUUAAUAGGGGCGAUCCGACGAUGUACAUUAACGUGUUGAACUCAGGCACAAGAAAAUAAUACAGGGGAACAUUUUAU
Molecule: messenger RNA, 2272 nt
Organism: Drosophila novamexicana
Lineage: Eukaryota; Metazoa; Arthropoda; Insecta; Diptera; Drosophilidae
Product: protein-glucosylgalactosylhydroxylysine glucosidase
Exons: 6
Coding region: 35-2254 (739 amino acids)
Biological process (GO): carbohydrate metabolic process
Molecular function (GO): catalytic activity
Source: RefSeq, a predicted model, not a curated record